UCAAUGCACAAAAAUCUGACGAAAUUCAGUGGUUGUGCACGUGGUCUAAAUAAAUCAUUCAGCCAGGAUCCCAGAGGCGAGUAAAUUGAUCUUGUUCCAAGCAAUACUCUUACAGUCUCCGCAGAGAGGUAACUCGAUCUUCCUGGGUCUUGGGAUGGAUGAAGAACACAUGGCCGACAGUCAAAUCAUCUUUAAAUGGGUAACUAAACUCAGAAUCACUUGUUAUACAGAACAUAACCUAUUAUUGUCUGUACCUUAUGGUUUUUUUAUUUAAAAAAAAAAAACAUAUGUUUUAGUGCUUCAAGCGUUAUGUUGUAAUAUUGGAAAGGACAUUCGGUGGGGGAAAGAGAGUAUAAAAAUAGAAAAAGUUGGUGGGAAUCGAAGAGUCACUUGAAACAUUUGUUUCGCCAGAUGUAGGCUUUUUCUCGGCUUUGUUCUUCCAAUUUCACAUAUGGAGCUGAUUAGAGAACACCGGAUAUUAUUUAAGAAGCAGUUUCAUAUCUGUGGAAUCCUCUCUCUACGUUCGAAGCGGUUUUAUUCACAUUUUGGUGAUUGGGGAUUGGGUUGCCAUUGGUGAGCAAGGAGGGCUUCGACCAUUCCAAACUCCACAAAGGGUAGAAUAACUUUGGAAAUAUAAAGGAUUAGCAAGCAGAGGUGGAACAACUGCCCUUUUAUUGAGUCUGACAUGAACACGGAUUACCUGACUUGCAGGGAGAGGAAAAACCAUCGCUCUCACAUUAAGGAAGCUUGCCUAAAAGAUACUCUGUACUGAUUUGUGAAGAUCCAGUAUGAUAAUCUCUUCCUGACACUCUUUGCGUGACCCUCCAGAAAUGACAAUGAGGUUACUUCACCUGUGUCGGGUGCAUGUCCUGGGUUUAGGAGUCGUUGGGCUUAUGGCUGUUGGACUCACCAUUCAGCUCCUCGGAAUCCACUUUCUAAGGAAAUCCCCUCAAAAUCCUUCUGUCCUACGUCCUGUGUCCUCCACUCCAUCUCAGACGUGCCUCCCUAAACGGCACAUUGUCUUCUUGAAGACACACAAAACAGCUGGAAGCACAAUAUUAAAUAUACUUCAUCGUUAUGGGGACAGGAAUGGCCUUAUUUUUGCUAUGCCAUUUAAGUACCAAUUCAGCUAUCCCAAUCUUUUCCACUCCCGGAGAGUGAAGGGCUACAGUACUCCAAACAGACCAUCAUAUGAUAUCCUGUGUCAUCAUAUGAGAUUCAAUCUUCCGGAGGUCCGUAAAGUAAUGCCUUCAGACUCUGUAUAUUUUACAAUCCUUCGAGAUCCAGCCACUAUGGCCGAGUCUUCUUUCUCUUAUUAUCGGUCUGUGUCUUCUGCUUUCAAGAAGAGUCCCAGUUUCAAGGCAUUCAUUGCCAAUCCUUCCAAAUAUUACCAACCAGGUGAAAGAUCCAACCACUAUGCUCGCAACCUUUUGUGGUUUGACUUGGGAUUUAACCCUGAUGCAUCAUUCACAGAAACGUUGGCAAGGGCAGGAGCCCGGGCUGUGGAAGGGAUAUUUAAUCUAGUGCUCUUUGCUGAGCACUUUGAUGAGUCAAUGAUCCUUCUCAAGGAGGAACUGUGCUGGGAGCUUGACGAUGUGGUGAGCUUCAAACUAAAUAUCCGAGCUGCUGCCAAACCCCUUGAGCAUAGGGAGAUAGAGAAGCUACGGGCCUGGAAUUCUCUGGACUGGUAUCUUUAUACUUACUUUAACCACACAUUUUGGGAAAAGGUGAAAAACUUUGGGACAACAAGAAUGGACAAGGAGGUGAAGAGGCUGAGAGAAAGGAGGCAAGAACUUGCUGAACUAUGUCUUGCAAGCUCAGAACCUGUAAAAGCUGAGGAUAUCAAAGACGAUUCCAUUAAGCCUUUCCAGUUUGGACAAGACAAAAUUAUGGGAUGGGCCAUAAGAAAAGAUUUGAGAUACAACACCAGGACCCGAUGUUUGCAAAUGGUAACACCUGAGCUUCAGUACAAGGACUUGUUGGAUACACGGCAGUUCCCAGGUGGAACUUGGAAUGGGUCAGAACUAGCAGUAACUCCAGGGAAGCGUAUUGAUGGUUAAACAUGUCGGAAAAUUACAAAUAUAUCUGAGAUUAUAUGAAAAUGAAAUGAUAUGACUAGAUUCUGUGAAAAACGAAACCACUGAUGUAUAAAACGUUUGGAGGUAAUGCUGGUUUAAUGGAUUGACUUGUAACCAAUAGAUCAAGCAUCCAUUCAGACCACUUCUACAAUACUUGAGACUUUGACCAGAUUUGACUGCAUCCCAGUGUGACUGCCACCUACUUCCAUUUUAAUAGAGAGCCUUCCAAUGAUUUAGACUUUCUAUAGUGAGUUUCAGUAUCUUCUAAUGAUUAAGCCUCCAUUUAACAAGCGACUUAAACUAGGUAAUAGGACUGUCCUUCACAAAGUGAAAUGAUGAAAAUCUUGGUAUGGAAUAUUUUCUAUAGACUAUUUUAUUACUUUUUGUAAUGUAAAUCUUUAUAUAUUUAUAUAGCUAUUUGUAUGGUUGUGUUUAGUAAAUACACAUUUUACAUGAUCAA
Pelobates fuscus (common spadefoot toad) is the source of this 2538-nucleotide messenger RNA. It is a transcript of the gene GAL3ST4, whose product is annotated as galactose-3-O-sulfotransferase 4. The transcript is spliced from 4 exons. Bases 831 to 2060 code for a protein of 409 amino acids. Gene Ontology annotation, biological process: glycolipid biosynthetic process. Gene Ontology annotation, molecular function: galactosylceramide sulfotransferase activity. Gene Ontology annotation, cellular component: membrane. The record is from RefSeq and is a predicted model, not a curated record. NCBI's taxonomy places the organism in Eukaryota, Metazoa, Chordata, Amphibia, Anura, Pelobatidae.